Purpureocillium takamizusanense is the source of this 1429-nucleotide messenger RNA. RefSeq lists its product as uncharacterized. NCBI's taxonomy places the organism in Eukaryota, Fungi, Ascomycota, Sordariomycetes, Hypocreales, Ophiocordycipitaceae. Bases 126 to 509 code for a protein of 127 amino acids. The record is from RefSeq and is a predicted model, not a curated record. The transcript has a single exon.
GUUCCCUCGGUCACACACACACUUUCCGUCCAUCGCAAGGGAUGGAUGGAUGGAUUGACGCUGCUCCAAAUGGCCUUCCCACCAGCGCACACACAAUUCUAGUGUAAGCGUCCAUCAGCGUUUGCAUGCAGGGGCGCAACAAGACCAGGCCAGGCCAGCUAGACCACCAGACCACCAGACCAGACCAGACAGACCACUACAUCAGCAGGCGCUCGCACUGUAAAACACCCUCGCCGUCUCUCUCGCUGCCAGUAAUUCAAUUCGUUUCGUUUCAUUCUCAAUUGAUUGAGAUUCAAUUCAUCCAUCUACCCAUCCAUCCCACCGCUGGGAAAACCCCCUCGUCGUCAUCGUCAGACUGCCUUUGUUUUUUCUUUUUUCUGUAUUGUUCCUUUGGCACCAGCCCGGCCAGUCGACCCGCUCGCCCCGACAAACUGCCGUGCCGCUUGCUGCUCUUCAAGAAGAUCCGUCCCCCGCACCACACGCACCUUGCCCCAUGUUUAAUUGAUUGAUGAUUGUUCGAGUCGCCGCCCCAUCUCGCAGCGGUUCAUCGCGGAACAAAAAGAAGCAAACGGGUCCCCCCCGCUCGAGCGCCGCGAUUUGUCUCACGCCCCUUCAUCACCAUCACCACCACCACCACCACGAAUCUGCGACAAACCAUCUGGUCACACGGGAGGGAGCUUUGGAGGGAGGGGCCCCGGAUGGACGGCCGUGCAUUCGUCGCCGUGGCUGUGCCGUGUCGCCUGCCCGCUCACGUCAUGGCUCUGCUUCUCUGCUUCCAGGAGCUUUUUACUCUUUGCUCUUCUGAGCCAACUAACACUUUUACGCCAUACGCACGACGUAGUUCCAUCACAUGUGCAGAAACGGAACCUGUAUGCACUUUCCCGCCCGUAGCCCAAGGUGCCGAGUAGUAGUAGCAGUCAGUAGUGCGACAGACGGGUCAUGCUGUGCAUCAUCCAUUUCGCUUCCUCCCGACGCUGAGCCCGCCAGAGGAGGUGGCCUAGGUAGUUACCUGCAGAGUGCAGACCGUGUCCCACACCUCUGCAACACGACAUCUCUGCGAUGCCUCCCCACCCGUCGACUCACACACGUGAAGUAACCGGGAUGGAAUCUCAUCUUUUCAUGGGGCCAUUCUUGCUUUUUGCCUUUUCUUGACGGGCAAACUCCGUCGUCUUUCCUAUGAAAUGAAUCCCCUGGUCUCACUCACCCCCGAAUAACCCUGUUGUUCGUUCUGCAAGGUACCGAACCUCCGCCGCGUUUCGUCUCACACGAACGUGCAGCAGCAAGCAGCCGCGCCUGAGUUCGAUCACGACUUCUAGCUCGUCUGUCUGUUGCCCGGUAUACGUCCCCGGUCUUGUUGGAGCGCGGAUACAUGUAUGAGCGUAUGUAUGUAUGUACUGUACUACUAGUGCUGCAUCCAGUUUGCCAUCCA